Symbiodinium sp. CCMP2456 is the source of this 387-nucleotide messenger RNA. The record is from the annotation of a GenBank genome assembly. NCBI's taxonomy places the organism in Eukaryota, Dinophyceae, Suessiales, Symbiodiniaceae.
GUCGUUCCCACCUUCCGGAAAUGCAUCGCACAUCGCAGAUCACCAGCGAAGAUGCAGGUGCGUAGGCUGAGCCUUUUUGUUGCCGGGAAGGACAUCCUUGCACCCUUGAGGCCUUUCCCUUGGUUCUAUGAGGUCAUGCGCUUGGCAAGCAAGUCAAACGGUCCCGGCCAGCAAUUCCUAGAGGAAGCGAUCCCAGUACGAGUUCCCUGCGCAUGCCCGGCGUCCCUGCUCCACAGGGGCUUCAUUUCUGCCGUGGGUGGAUCUCUGGAGCAAGACCACUUUGUACCAUCACAAGCGCUCUCACAGUACAUGAAUCUUCAGAUCCUUGGGACCUUCCCUGCGACACACCCGCUCCGACGCAGAGACCAGCUCUUGUCGACGCGAUAG